Messenger RNA from Sphaeramia orbicularis (orbiculate cardinalfish), 557 nucleotides. RefSeq names its product lactose-binding lectin l-2-like. NCBI's taxonomy places the organism in Eukaryota, Metazoa, Chordata, Actinopteri, Kurtiformes, Apogonidae. The coding region runs from base 69 to 557 and encodes 162 amino acids. The record is from RefSeq and is a predicted model, not a curated record. The transcript has a single exon.
UUCAGAUCAGCUACAACCACAGAUCCAGUCUUCAUCCUGCUCCUGUGACAGAUUCUCACACCAACAACAUGCUGUUCUUCAUCUUCUUAUCAGUUCUGGCUCUGGGUGUCGCGUCUCCUCCAGAUGAUGGUGAGGUGAAGCUACAGCGAGGUGAUUGUCCCCCGUUCUGGUUCAACUUCAACGGACGCUGCUACAAGUAUGUCGCCACAGAGCUGACCUGGGCUGAUGCAGAGAUCUACUGUGUGUCACAGAGGGCCAACCUGGUGUCCAUCCACAGUCUGGAGGAACACAAAUUUGUCGAAAGUCUGAUCCAGAAUUUUGACCAUGCUCAGGGACAGACUUGGAUUGGACUGAGUGACAUCCAUAAGGAAGGAACAUGGAUGUGGUCUGAUGGGUAUCCAGUGGACUUUGUCCUGUGGGACAAUGGACAGCCUGACAAUGACCAGGGAAAUGAACACUGUGGACUCAAAAAUUAUGGUGAAGGUUUAAAAUGGAAUGACGGUGUUUGUUCUAAAGCUUACCCUUCUGUCUGUGCAACUCGUAUUCUCUGCCCGUGA